Messenger RNA from Alexandromys fortis (reed vole), 2487 nucleotides. RefSeq names its product HIRA interacting protein 3 (gene Hirip3). Gene Ontology annotation, cellular component: nucleus. The transcript is spliced from 6 exons. NCBI's taxonomy places the organism in Eukaryota, Metazoa, Chordata, Mammalia, Rodentia, Cricetidae. The record is from RefSeq and is a predicted model, not a curated record. The annotation marks the transcript as partial.
CUUGACACGUGUCUUUGUAGCACGGUUACGCACGCCGUCGUGCGACAGCAAUUUCUGACCCACGUGGGCCAGGAUCACCUUGAACCUGAGAAGCAGGCAUUGAAGCGGCUGGUGGAGGAGGAGCUGCUGAAGAUGCAGGCGGAUGCUGGUACCAGGGAAGGAAAGCUAGACUUCAUUAAAGUGAAGAGGUCUCCUGCUCCCGGCAGUGACCCAGAGGCAAAAAGGUUCCGCUUCAAUUCAGAGUCAGACUCCAGCUCUACACCAUCCAGUCCAGACUGCUCAGGAUGUCCAACAAAGAACAGCACAACCAAGGAGAAGUCAUGUUUGAGGAGAGCCGUAAAGAAAGCAGUUGAGAGCACAGAUGAAGAACAGCAAACAGACCUGGCGGCCAAGAUGGGAUCAGAGAGCACUGAGGAGGAGGAUGGGGGAAAGGAGCAGAAGGCUGGGGCUAAAAAGAAAGCUGGGACCAAGAACGAGCAAGCACCAAGCAAGGCUUCAGCCACUGAGCAGCAGGUUAGGGAAGAAAGUGGAAGCAGUGAAGAGGAGGCUAUGCAGGGUAGAGCAAAGAUGGGGGAAAGAACAGGUGCUAAACGCCACAAGGAAAGUGACGACAGUGACGAGGAGACCCUAGCCAAGAAGAAAGAGCACAGGGAACCCAGACAGAGGAGCAACAAAGGGAAGAGAAUGAGCUCUAAGCAGAAAAGCCGGGCUGGGAGGCGAACUAGAGGCGCGGGAGACAGUGAGGAAGAGAAGGGAAAGGGGGCAGUAAGUAGUGGGGACAGCAGUGAGGAGGAAAACAGGAGCAAGACCGGGUCCCAGACUGAGAGCAGAAGGCAGAGUGCCAGCAGCGAGGACGGUGAGAGCAGCACGCAGGAGCCAGCAGCUGCUCAGGACACUACAGAGAUAGGCACGCGAGACAGCAGUAAUGGGGAGAGUGAUGUGGAGAGGGAAGGGAGUGACUCCCCGGCAGGAGAGAGCACCAAAGAGGAGAGGAAGAACCGCUCCUCCAAGAAGAGCUCCAAGAAAGGCAAAGCACGAAGUUCUUCCUCAAGUCCAGAACACACAAGCCAGAAGGCUAGGUCUCAACGCUGUGGAGAGGACCAUCCAGCUGUGGUGAGACUAAAGCGUUAUAUUCGGGCUUGUGGUGCCCAUCGGAACUACAAGAAGCUCCUGGGGUCCUGUCGCUCCCACAAGGAGCGCCUUAGUGUCCUCAGGACUGAGCUGGAAGCGCUGGGCAUGAAGGGCACUCCUUCCUUGGAGAAGUGUCGGGCCCUGAAGGAGCAGCGAGAAGAGGCAGCUGAGGUGGCUUCCUUGGAUGUUGCCAAUAUCAUCAGCAGUUCGGGCCGACCACGAAGAAAUAACGCCUGGAACCCUUCAGGGGAAGGAAUUGCCCCAGGGGAGCUUUAUCGCCGAACCCUGGAUUCAGAAGACGAGCGACCACGCCAAGCACCUCCAGACUGGUCCCAUAUGCGGGGCAUCAUUAGUAGUGAUGGUGAGAGUAGCUGAACUCCAUGCUCCAGCAGGGACCCUGUCCUGCUAUACAAAGAGCCUGUGGCAUUGAAGCAGUCUCUUCAAAAGAUACUAUAGCCCCAAGGACCUAAGUUGUUGGCACAGUAUUCAAUUUUAUGUUCUCUAAGGUUUGGGGGUUUCUGUUUUUAGAGUCAAUAAAGUAAUGUUUGUAAUUACUUCAUCUGAACUAGACCCUAACUCUCAUGCCCCAUCUUUUGGGAUAUAGCCCUUGCUACUAGCUAGUAGUCUCUUAUGGAUUCCCAGUUGCCCCAGUCCCUGGCCUGCCAGGCUGUAUUGGAGGACACAGUUGUCCUUUCAGUGCAACCAAGUCUCUAGUCAAACUGGCCUGACCAAACGAAGCCUAAUAAUGGUAGAAUAUACGACUAACAUCAACCAAGGCCUAGUUCUCAAUCCCAGCACCCACUCACCUCCCCCACCCCCGGCUCAGUUCAUCUUCUUUCCCCACACUGCCAGGGACUUUUAGCCUUCAAGAGGUAGGCAUAGUAGAUACGACUGACCAAUCAGAUCAUGACAAACCUCUGCAGAAUUCCAUGUCCAGGCAGGCAUCUAGUAAGAAACAGACAUGGGGCUGCUGGGGAGUUUCUGUACCAAGAUUUUCUGAGAAGCUUUGAACCCAAAGCAAAGCAGAAAUAAAGGGUCAACAAGCUGAUGAUCUCCCAAUCAUAUGUGCAGUCAUUAAAAUCAUUAGAAUUUUUAAUCACACGACCCAGUUAAGUACAAGUAACACUAUCACUUGCUACUCAUCGGUCCUUCACACACACCUUAGACAGAAAGGGAGAAGUCCCAGGGUCUGUUAGAAUAACCAACAGUUUAUUAAAAGCUUGCCCUAGGGCUCUGUGCCAGCCCCAUAGCUGAGAGGGGCUCCCCUGACUGCUCCCAGGCUUGGCAGCAGCCCUUUCCAAGGUCCUUCCCUUGUACCCUACCCCAGCCCUGACCCCAAUUUAAAAAAAAAGACAA